CCCCUCGUUUGACAUUUCAAGUUCCUCACGUGUUGAAUUGUGCUGAGCUAUAUUUAUUCGGCAUUUUCUCCAUAAUUUACGGAAUAAUCUUUUAAUUUUUUCACAUUUCCAACUAAAUCAGUGCAAUGGGCAGACCAGAUUUCAGAGGACGCUCAUCAGGAGGCGGAGGUCGAGGAGGCGGCGGAGGCCGCGGAGGCUUUGGCGGAGGAAGAGGAGGCUCCGGAGGGCGAGGAGGAUUUAAACCUGGCGGCGGCCGAGGAGGCGGCGGCGGAGGAUUCCGCGGAGGAAGAGGAGCUCCCGGCGGAGGCAGAGGAAGAGGAGGCCCCGGAGGACGAGGAGGUCGAGGAGGCGGAAAACCCGGCGGUUUUAAAGGAGGAAAGACAGUUGUAAUCGAACCUCAUCGUCACGAAGGUAUUUUCAUUGCUCGUGGAAAAGAAGAUGCUUUAGUUACAUUGAAUUUGGUUCCCGGAUCUGAAGUUUAUGGCGAGAAACGUAUUUCAGUCGAGACUGAUGGCGAAAAGAAAGAAUACCGCGUAUGGAAUCCAUUCAGAUCAAAGUUGGCAGCUGCUGUUUUAGGCGGAGUUGACAAAAUUCACAUGCCUCCCGGAUCGAAAGUUCUCUAUUUGGGCGCUGCAUCAGGAACAACUGUAUCUCACGUUGCUGAUGUCGUUGGACCUGAAGGUUUAGUUUAUGCCGUCGAAUUCUCUCACAGAUCGGGACGUGAUUUAAUUAACGUUGCAAAGAAACGAACGAACAUCAUCCCCAUCAUCGAAGAUGCUCGUCAUCCACACAAAUACCGUAUGUUAGUCGGUAUGGUUGAUACGAUUUUCGCUGACGUUGCUCAACCCGAUCAAGCACGUAUCGUUAGUUUGAAUGCACAGAACUUCUUGAAGAAUGGCGGGCAUUUCGUUAUUUCCAUCAAGGCGUCGUGUAUCGACUCGACAGCUCAACCUGAAGCUGUAUUCGCUGCUGAAGUGAAGAAAUUGCAAGAAGAUAAACUUAAACCACAAGAACAGAUCACGUUGGAGCCAUACGAAAGAGAUCACGCCGUCGUUGUUGGCGUAUUUAGACCGCCUCCAAAGAAUGCUUAGAAAUUGACGUGUAUGAAUGAAAAUUUAUAAUUUUAGAAUUAAGACUUCAUUUUAGCAGAGAUAUAAGUUACAAAAUACCUCGACAGUAAAAAAAACAAAUUGCAAUUUCUGGCCUUCAUUGUCAUCCGUUAUUAUUUUUUUUUUUCAAGAAUUUAACAAAAAGAAAUAUUUUUACAAAUA
Molecule: messenger RNA, 1271 nt
Organism: Culicoides brevitarsis
Lineage: Eukaryota; Metazoa; Arthropoda; Insecta; Diptera; Ceratopogonidae
Gene: Fib
Product: rRNA 2'-O-methyltransferase fibrillarin
Exons: 6
Coding region: 126-1091 (321 amino acids)
Biological process (GO): box C/D sno(s)RNA 3'-end processing; rRNA methylation
Cellular component (GO): nucleolus; Cajal body; box C/D methylation guide snoRNP complex
Molecular function (GO): RNA binding; rRNA methyltransferase activity; histone H2AQ104 methyltransferase activity
Source: RefSeq, a predicted model, not a curated record